This is a messenger RNA of Diprion similis, 1860 nucleotides long. RefSeq lists its product as uncharacterized. NCBI's taxonomy places the organism in Eukaryota, Metazoa, Arthropoda, Insecta, Hymenoptera, Diprionidae. The coding region runs from base 16 to 1713 and encodes 565 amino acids. The record is from RefSeq and is a predicted model, not a curated record. The transcript has 9 exons. Gene Ontology annotation, molecular function: interleukin-17 receptor activity.
UCAUUAUUAUGAAAAAUGAGUAAAAUACUUUUUUCUUUAUUCCUUCUUUCACUAUUAAAAAAUUCCAACGGCAAUUAUACUUCGGGACUGGUAUGCUAUAUUAACGGCUGCAAUUGGGAUAAAUUUGAAACGAGUUUUUUACGGGAGGAAAAGGUGAGGGAUUGUAAGAAAACAACGUGUUUAUUCAAUGACUUCUGUCCCGAUUUUCCCUCAAGCAUGUGGGGUGGUUUGUCUUCUACCAGCUAUGGCGAUAUAUUUGACUUGGAUAUUUUUAUUGGGAAAACAAAGACUGUACUGAAUUUGACGAUGAAUAAUAUCACAUUUCACAAACUACACAUAGGAUUGUGGUAUAUCAGCAAGAAGCCUCCAACGAAUGACAGGAUAUGCCAGGUUAUUGAUCUGUGUAAUGAUACUUCAUCAAAAACCUUAUCUUGGUAUUCUGAAGUGCAUCACGGUUUCGAUGCAAUCCUGCAACUUUUACUGGACAUAGAUGGUACUACUUAUUUAAAGAAGUAUGCCUUCAAAGCACCUCGGCGACGUGCGUAUGAUAUUGGUGAAACUCCACGAUAUGAUGAUAUAUUCACAUACGUCGAUGUGAGCCUCUCAGACAAAGUCGUUUUAUAUGUAAAACCACUGCCUCUGGUGUUCAAUGUGUCCAUGUAUGACGUAUCAUUUUGUAAAUUUUCGAAUGAUAAUUGUGAAUUUGAAAAGCCUAAACGUGUUGGAGAAAAAUUAAGUUGGGAACAAAGCUCAUUUCCACAGGAAAAUUCUAAGUACUACUUCAAAGUAACACCAGUCUACCAACAUAAUCGAACAGAACGAGAAUGGACACAAAGCGCUCGUUUUGUUAUGAAAAGUUCUCUCGACACGGUGAUAUACAUAGUGACUACCACUGUCUUUUUAGCAGUUGGGAUGUGCUUUGUUUUGCGAUGGGCUUACUUCUACUACCGAAACAAGAAAUUACCCGGCAUACGUUCAAGAAAACCGCGUUGUCUAUUGAUAUAUGAUGGAACACACAAUAGCCACAUUGAUGUUAUGAUUAAACUGGCAGAAUACCUCAUAUCCUGUGAUAUCGAUGCUAUGCUAGAUGUGCUGGAUGCCACGAAGGAUGGCCUUAAUAGUCCAACUCAAUGGUGCGACGAAGCACUUCACAUGUCUAACUGUGUUAUUGUGGCACAGUCCCCGCCACGUGAUGAUUCUGUGAGAGUUACUAGAACAAUAUAUAGGUUCCUAUUUGACCACGCUCGCAGAUUGAUAGAGGAAGAUUAUCAUCAGAACAACAGAAGAUAUUUCUCUAUUGAACUUCCAUACUGUCAACAGACCGACAUACCUCUUGAAGCAGCUUCGUUCAAACGAUUCAAGAUGCCUAGAGAUUUAGACAAACUCGUCGAUGAAAUCCAUAAUGCGGAUUAUUCUAAAAUAUUUACGGACCAUGACGCCGGAGAUUUUAUAAACAGUAUCAAUUCGGCUACGAGUAGCAUUCUCAACCAGACACCUAUGACACCAAUAUUGCUUGAAAAUAUUCCUAGAUAUCUGUCGGAAAACAAUGGUCGAACGAUCGAGGUUGAUUCAACGACAAUAGAUGGCUAUGAAAAUACUAUUUUCAUGAACGGAAAAAGCAGUGAUUUUGGAAAACGAGAUCAUGCAACAAUUCUGAGUUCUUUGGAUCUUCUAGGAGUAAAUGAUGAUUCUAAUGAACUGCAUCUUACAUGAGAACAAUUAUUCAAGUUCACGAAACGCAGUAAUGUGAAAAUAUUUUUUGUCCGACUCCACUUGGGAAAACCGUUUCACCGGCGUUGGAAUGGCAAUUUUUUGAGUCUGCUUCACAUACAAGAACGGCGCAUUUUCGAAGAGACCAGG